This is a messenger RNA of Melitaea cinxia (Glanville fritillary), 1534 nucleotides long. RefSeq names its product cytochrome b-c1 complex subunit 2, mitochondrial-like (gene UQCR-C2). Bases 81 to 1397 code for a protein of 438 amino acids. The transcript has 10 exons. NCBI's taxonomy places the organism in Eukaryota, Metazoa, Arthropoda, Insecta, Lepidoptera, Nymphalidae. Gene Ontology annotation, molecular function: metal ion binding. Gene Ontology annotation, cellular component: mitochondrion. The record is from RefSeq and is a predicted model, not a curated record.
UCCGACAAGUAGAAGUCCGAAUAGACGGCAGGAAUUUUUGUGGAUAAAAUAUAUAAGACUUUUUAAAAUUUGUCAUUAAAAUGUCCUCGAAAGCGCUUGCAAAGCCGCUUAUUCGUCAAGUAACGACCAGGGGCUACGCCCAAGCAGCUCCAGCUGUGAAAAGAGACGUAAGAAUUCAAUCCUGCGUUCUGCCCAACAAAACAUUUGUUGCUGCCUUGGAUAAUGGUUCGCCAGUAGCCCGAGUGACUGUAGCCUUCAAGGCAGGCUCUCGCUAUGAACCUCAAUCAGAGUUAGGUGCUGCUCAUCUGCUCCGUUCUGCAGCUGGACUAACCACAAAAAAUGCUUCUGCAUUCAUCACUUCACGUAAACUAGCUCAAAUUGGUGCAACUUUCAGUGCCUCUGGUGAUCGCGAGUUUAUAUACUACACUAUUGAAGCUACUCAAGACCACCUACAGCAGGCUAUCGAGCACUUGAACAAUCUUGUGUCAAACCAGGAGUUCAGACCUUGGGAACUAAGUGACAAUAUUCCCCGUCUUAGGUACGACCUUGCGGCACUUCCUCCUCAGAUUCGUGCAGUUGAUUUGUUGCACAAAGCUGCAUACCGUCGUGGGCUCGGUAACUCCCUCUUCAUCUCUCCAAAAAAUAUUGGAAAGAUCAGUUCUGAGUCUCUACAGCACUUUGCUUCAAGUACCCUGACACCUGGUCGCUGUGCUGUAACUGUAAUUGGCAAUAGCCAGGAAAAUGCUACUCUAGUUGCCCAAGCACUACAGCUACCAACUAGCAGUGAGGCCCAAAGUGAUGCUUCCAAAUAUUACGGAGGAGAACUAAGAAAGGAAAUGGGUGGUGACCUAGCUCAUGUGGCUUUGGCUGUACAAGGUGCUCCUGCAGGCUCACCCCAAAGCCUUGCUCUUGCAGUGGCUGCUAAAGCUCUUGGCAAUGGCCCCGUUACCAAAUGGGGAGCUGACAACACACCUCUUGCUAAAGCGAUUGGUAACAUCGGACCAUUUGCUGCUGCUGGUUUUAAUGUUUCUUACUCUGAUAAUGGUCUGUUUGGAGUGGUGCUCUCUGUACCUAAAGAUGAAGCUACAGCUGCCGUCAAAGCCGCUGGCAACCUUUUGAAGAAUGCUAACUUGAGUGCUGAUGCUAUUAAGGCUGGUAAAAACCAGUUGAAACUGCAAGUAUUGUCUGAAGCAGAAAAUGGCACGUCACUUGCUGAGUCUAUUGCCACUCAAGGCUUAUAUACCGGAGCGGUUAAGUCCCCAGCUGAAGUUGCUAAAGAUAUCGACCAACUUUCAAACAAUGAUAUUUCUCAGGCCCUCUCAAAUGCAGCAAAGAACAAAGUUUCCAUGGGCGCAGCUGGAAACCUGACCCUUGUCCCAUAUGUUGAUGAGCUAUAAAGCCUAUCUUAGUUAUAGAUAGUAGGAAAUCAAAAUAAACAUAAAUAACUGCAAUCAAAAUAUUACCAAUUCAUUAUAGACCAUUGUUUAAUAUAAUUUAUUUAUGUAUUAAAUAAACAAAUUGUUUAUUUCAAUGA